Messenger RNA from Brassica oleracea var. oleracea, 834 nucleotides. RefSeq lists its product as uncharacterized. The record is from RefSeq and is a predicted model, not a curated record. Lineage: Eukaryota; Viridiplantae; Streptophyta; Magnoliopsida; Brassicales; Brassicaceae. Bases 1 to 834 code for a protein of 277 amino acids. The transcript has 3 exons.
AUGGAAAAGGAGGAUUCCAAGAGAUCCAAAGAAGUUGCGGCUGGUGAAAAAUACAAGUCUGAUGUUAAGAGCGGUAAAGAUACAAGCUUCUGGUACGACAAUUGGACCCCUUUGGGCCCCUUAAUCUCUAUUUCCGGCGAAGAUGGAACCCGCAGGCUCAGGACCAGACCUGACGCCUCUGUUGCUGAUGUCCGCAACACUACAGGUUGGGCACUCCCUCAUCCUCGUUCAGAGGAGGAAGUAACUCUACACACUUACCUCUCUUCGAUCCCUGUUCCCUCACCAGAUAUGGGUACAGACAGUUUCAGCUGGACGGUCGAAGGUGAUUCCUGCAGCACCUACUCUUCCUCUAAAACUUGGGAGGUCCUUAGACCAAGAGGAACAACACAAGCCAGCGCUAAGCACAUCUGGUUUAGUGGGGCAACUCCGAAGCAUGCUUUUCACAUGUGGGUUACUAAUUUAAAUCGGCUUCCAACGAGAGACAGGUUGUCUGCUUGGGGUAUGCAAGUCCCUCUCAGUUGCUGCAUCUGCUCUCUUCACCCAGAAUCUAGAGACCAUAUCAUGCUCUCUUGUCCUUAUUCUUUGACUUUGUGGUCUGAGGUUGCUCGCAGGCUCCGUUGCGUUGUGCCUAACUUCGGCGACUGGCUGCGCUUAUUCAUUGAGCUUACUCUUCUCUACACGGUCUGGCAGCAGCGCAACAAUAUGUUCUUUAACCAGACUUUGUCUCCCCCGCUUGUGGCGUUUAAAGACAUCAACAUGCAGGUUGUUAACUCCAUCACAGCAUUGCGGACUAGGAAGAACUUCAGAGCCCUCAUGCAGCUUUGGUUAAUCUGA